CAGCAGCGAAGCUCUCAGCUGCUCGCAGUCCUGCUCAGUCCUGCGCUGGUGACGCCGAACUGGCGGCUGCUACUACGAGAAACCUUUGUGAUUUUUUUUUUUUUUUUUUUAAAAUGUGUGUCUGAUUUUCCCUUGUUGAAGAUGACCUAACUUCGAAAGAGCCUCUGCUGGCCAGGCAUCGGCUGAAGUGUGAGAAACACCCUCCUACCUCCAGUACCACCACCACCAUCAUCUUCAGCACUUCAGGGCUCCUUUGCAGAUGGGAGGUCACCAACCGGUCGCCCGUUUCGCCCAAAUGCACUAUCUGCCCUCCAUUCUUAUCUAAGAUGGCUGCCCGUGGCCUUCUUCUGCACCCAAACAGACUGGAGCAGAGCUGCGUGCUACCAUGGUGAUCAUUUUAUCGAAAACACUGGAAAAGAAGAAGGGUGUCAAUGAUGUAAGGUCCAAGAACAUCGAGAGACGGCUGCGUGAGCUCCACACCAUGAGCAGAGGGACCACCCUCUUCUCCUGUGGGACUGUGGAGGCAGAUAGGUGGCUGGACCUAGGGCGAAGCUGUGCCAUCCAGCAGAGAGCUCCCUGCCAGUCUGGUGCCAGUCUGGAGAGGCUGUGGGAUGCAAUGCCUGAGCCGGGGAGCCGGCACUGGGCCAAGGAGCCUGGCGGCACCGCAGCAAUCACCAGUCUGAUAAGAGAUCUCAGCCUCAGCAAUGGCAGCAUGACCAGCACCCACUCCCACCCCACAUCCACCACUGCACACUACAUCACUACAGCCACCAGCCAAGCUCCUACGGCACCCCCGAGCAAACGUCAGUGUCGCUCCCUGUCGUUCUCUGAUGAAUCCAGUGGGAUCCGACCAUCUUGGAGGCCCCAAGGCUCCCGAGUGUGGACAACAGUGGAGAAACGAAGGUGCCACAGUGGGGGAAGUGUUCGAGGAGGAGGGGGGUUCUCUGGUGGCCAUUUUCCCACCAUGCAACGUAGCUCCAGCUUCAGUUUGCCCUCGCGCACCAGCAUCCCUUCAGAUGGAGCCCUGGACUUGCCUUUCUUCAACCAGCGACUGCCUCUCCACCCUCAGUUCACUGCCUCUCCAGUCUCCCCUACCUCUCCCUCCUCGCAUCAUCACCACUCCCGCCAUCACCACUUCCUCAGGCCUCUCUCCCUCUCCCACGAGCAGAUCAGCCUGCCAGAGCUCCAGAGGGAAGAGGCGUCGGAGGCCAGCUCUCCAGACUCCACCCCAGAACUGGGGAGGCGAGCUGGCCAGAGAGCCGGUGGCAAAGGGUGCCUGUCUCGGAGCAGGUCCCAGCCCUGCGUGCUAAACGACAAAAAGAUUGGUAUGAAGCGCAGGAGACCAGAAGAUGCCCAGGAGCAGCGGCCCUCCCUGGACCUGGCAAAGAUGACUCAGAAACGUCAGACUUUUCAGAGCUUGAGCUGCCCCGGAUUCUCAGCCACUGACAGCUGCCAAUCAAGCCUGCCGCCGCCCUCCUGUGAGACCUCCAGCCAGCCAGAUUCAGACUUCACCGCUGUGUCUGAGCUGGGACUGGAGUCACGGCAGAAAGGGGCAGGAGAUGAUGAGGAGGAGGAUUCCUCCUACGAAGAGCUUGAUAGCGAUUCAGCUUGUAGCGUGGACUCGCGGCCCGGGUCUCCUGUUGGCAUCAUGGGCGGUAAACACACCCUCUGGAAGGGUGAUUGUGGGACACAGAUGGACAUUUUCCAGCUGGGGGAAGAGCUUGAUCUUGACCAGAUUGAAAGAAACUGAACAUUUUAUAGGAUAUUUUAGAAGACUGUGUCUGGAGUGUUGUAAAAGGUUAAUGGACAUUGAUGAUGUACCAAAAGAUGGUGAUUAAGACGUGCUAUGAGAAACAGAGCGGAGGAGUUUUCUGAAAGGGAAAGACGAAGAAAGAUGAGGGAAGUGAUAAAGAUGAUAAAGGAUUAAGUAUGUUGGCUUCUUAAUGACACAUUUGCCUUGAACAUUCUUACUGUUUGAAUCAAAAAGCAGUGACCUUAGGUGUUUUUUUUUCUUGUGGGGUAUACAGCUUAACUCAGGAGUGGGAAAGUGAGGGUUAGUCUUAAGUAAACCUCCCAGCCCCCACUGUCUUUUCAACCUGAUGACCUUUCCAAAGUCAGCUAACCUUAGCUUUGUAGUACUGUAGCAGUAGCUGGGCUCUCCUGUAUUUAGCUCAAGUUUGUUUUUCAGAGAAAGUAGGGGAAGGAUGGGGUGAAACAGAGAGGGGUAAACAACAGGAAGAGGUAUCUUCUCACAGACUUGCCCUUGACCUUCUUCUGCAUCUUUUGUGCACACAUAAAAAAAAUCAAGGUUUUUUUUUUUUUUUUUUGCUGAAUGUAGACUCAAUAAGCUUUAUGAGGAGUAUGAAAAACAACAGUGCCUUUUUUUGGAUGCUUGCUCUCCCACUUCUCUUCAAGAAACUAGCCUCAAUCGAAGCCACCAUUUCUGACCUUUUUUGUAGUUUCUUAAUAUGCAAAUUGUAUAUUUGAAUUAAACACUGAAUCUCACAUUUUCAGUUCUAAUAACAAUGUAUAUUUUUCUAAAUAACUGUUUUUUAUGAGCUGUUUUUGACGGAGCAAGAAUGCGAGGCCUUUCUUCUAACAGAAUGGACAUGAAAUAAAUUUACAGCCUGCA
Molecule: messenger RNA, 2632 nt
Organism: Toxotes jaculatrix (banded archerfish)
Lineage: Eukaryota; Metazoa; Chordata; Actinopteri; Toxotidae
Product: protein FAM53B-like
Exons: 5
Coding region: 386-1750 (454 amino acids)
Biological process (GO): positive regulation of canonical Wnt signaling pathway; protein import into nucleus
Cellular component (GO): nucleus
Source: RefSeq, a predicted model, not a curated record